AUAGAAAACCUCUAAAGCAUUGACAUAUAGCUCCACUGGUGGCAAAGCAUUUGAACUGUACCAGUGAGUUAGUAAGUGAAGGAAGUGGAUAUGUGUUUACCAGUAGUAGCAGCAGCUUUGAUGGUGGUUUUAGCAUUUUUCUUGAUAAGGGUUGUGAACUGGGUGUGGCUAACACCAAAGAAACUGGGGAGUUACCUGAGAAGACAAGGUCUCCCUGGAACUCCUUACACGCCUCUUGUAGGAGAUGUUAAGAGGAAUGUUAACAUGUUGAUGGAGGCAAGAUCAAAACCCAUCACUCUGACAGAUGAUAUCACUCCACGUCUCCUUCCUCUUGCCUUGAAGAUGUUCAACUCUCACGGAAGGACGUUCUUCGUAUCGCUUGGACCAGUUCCAACGAUCAUGAUAACGAAUCCAGAGCACAUCAAGGAAGUUUUUAGUAAAGUGUACGAUUUUGAGAAGAAUGCUUCAUUCCCUUUGGUCAGAUUGUUAGUAGGCGGGCUUGCUAGCUAUAAGGGAGAUAAGUGGGCGAGACACAGAAGGAUCAUCAACCCCGCUUUUCACCUUGAGAAGAUCAAGAACAUGGUCCCUGCGUUCUACCAUUGUUGCAGCGAGGUUGUUGCCAAAUGGGACCACUUAGUGUUGGAUAAAGGGUUGUCUUGUGAGGUCGAUGUUUGGCCUUGGCUUGUGAGUAUGACUGCGGAUGUGAUCUCUCAUGCUGCUUUUGGAAGCAGCUAUAGAGAAGGACAGAGGAUAUUUGAGCUACAAGGGGAACUAUCUGGACUCAUCGCACAAGAGCUUAAGAAGCCUUACAUCCCUGGACUGAGUUUUUUCCCAACAAAGCACAACAAGAGGAUGAAAGCAAUAGACAAAGAGAUAGACAUAAUACUGAGAGGUAUGGUGAGCAAGCGGGAAGCUGGAGAAGCAGAAAACAAUGAUUUGUUGGGGAUACUCCUUGGAUCAAGUUCAGAGGAAUCUGGAGGAAGUGGAAUGAGUGUAGAAGAGGUGAUGAGAGAGUGCAAGCUGUUUUAUUUCGCAGGACAAGAGACAACUUCAGUACUAUUGGUCUGGACAAUGAUUUUGUUAAGCCAUCACCAAGACUGGCAGGAACGGGCACGAGAGGAAGUGAGGCAAAUACUCGGUGAUAACAUUAAUACAAAACCUGAUAUAGAUUCUCUUAACAACAUCAAAGUGAUGACUAUGAUCUUUUAUGAAGUUUUGAGGCUAUACCCUCCGGUAGCUGAGCUUAGAAGAUCUGUAAACAAAGAAAUGAAGCUAGGAGAGAUUAUACUUCCAGCUGGUGUCAGAGUCUAUAUACCAACUGCUCUUGUUCACCGUGACCCUGAGCUUUGGGGGGAAGAUGCAGGGGAGUUUAAGCCGGAGCGUUUCAAAGACGGUAUCUCGAAAGCAACAAAGAACCAGGUCUGUUACUUACCCUUUGGGUGGGGACUGAGGAUCUGCAUUGGUCAGAGCUUUUCUCUGCUGGAAGCAAAGAUGGCAAUGGCAUUGAUUCUACUAAAGUUCUCCUUUGAGCUCUCUCCUUCUUAUGUUCACUCUCCUCAAAUAGUCAUGACCACUCGUCCUCAGUUCGGAGCACAUCUCAUCGAUCCUACACAAGCUAUGAUAUGCUUUUUGUAUUUCCAUGGUGGUGUCAUUAAGAAUAAAGUGUGCUUAUGUAUUAUUUGCUUGUUGUAA
Brassica oleracea var. oleracea is the source of this 1692-nucleotide messenger RNA. Its product is annotated as cytochrome P450 72A13-like. The record is from RefSeq and is a predicted model, not a curated record. Gene Ontology annotation, molecular function: monooxygenase activity; oxidoreductase activity, acting on paired donors, with incorporation or reduction of molecular oxygen; iron ion binding. NCBI's taxonomy places the organism in Eukaryota, Viridiplantae, Streptophyta, Magnoliopsida, Brassicales, Brassicaceae. The coding region runs from base 91 to 1692 and encodes 533 amino acids. The transcript has 5 exons.